AUCAUUUGAGGGUUGGAUAUUCUAUGAAUGUAAAUUGAUCAUCGCCAUUGGGGUACCAGCACAAAUCCCAGCGAUUCUUGUUUUCUGUUUACCCACGCUGCAGCUGAUUUGUGUCCACCAUUCCCGGGACUUCAUUGAUAAGUGGCCCGUCGCCCAUUCAUAUAAACGGGGUCUCGUGAGCAUCGCACUGCGCAGUCUUCACCCAGAAGUCGAGACCUUUACUGACCGUGAGGAAAGUGCUGAUUUUUCGAGGCGAGAUCUCCGUCCAAGAUGAAGGCAUUUUGGUGUCUCUUUGCUCUAGAGAUUUUUCUUCAUAUACACGAUGGACAAGCACAGUGCCCACCAGGCUUUGAUCCAUUCUUUGUGGGUGAAACGUCGCCGGAUGCAUGCUUAAGGUUUGCAAUGGAUGUGAAGAGAGAAUGGCACGAGGCCAAGAGUUACUGCGAGUCAUUAUUACCUGGUGGUUACCUGGCUAUAUUAGAUGAAGAAAAUCUACACUGGUCAGUCAUUAGUUACAUUCUCAGCCAUCCAGAAAUGUUAAACGAAGGAUUCCACAUUGGUUGCACUGACGAGGUUAACGAAGGCGUGUAAGUACAGUUCAUGACUGUUGUGGUCGAUUUCGGAUUUGUGGUUAAGUUUUGUUUUACCCUACGGCAGUAACGUUUAAGUGUUGCCGAGAGACAGACUAUUAACUAUGUAAAUGGAAAUCUUAAUCCAAAAACACAACUUGCGUGUCGAUAAAACAUUUACUUUUGGGGCGUGAGUUAUAAAAUCCAGAUAUUUUGCUCUUAAAAGUUCUGUAGAUCUGAAAGAUAAUGAAUCCUUUGAACUUUUGGUAUUCUUUCCUGAAUUCUUUUAAUUUCUUCGACACAAAAAAACGGAGUUGAUCUUGAGAAUUUCCGUGCGCGAUCUGUCGACUUAGAUAUGUAGGAAUCUAUGAUACAGAGGCCAACUCGCUUGGAAUCUCAUAGAAAGGGGAAACUUUGAAUGGCUGAAUUCACCUUUUUCUAACGAUCUUGAAUGUUAUGAUAGUUUUACGAAAAUACUUUAUUUGAAAGCAGCCUUUACAUACUGUAGUCGUAUAAUGCUAUCAUUCGCUUUAAGGCUUCUAUGUUCAUUAUAAUUAUGUAAAUGCUAAACAAAAUACCGGAGAGGAAAUUAAAUGCCUUCUUAUGUAAUGAUUGCUGAGGAAAAAUCUUCCUUUACUCUUUUCAGAUGGAUUUGGACGGAUGGAAUACCAGUAAAUAUGUUUUCUUGUCACUGGUAUCCAGGCCAACCUGACGGAGGAAACCAGGAGAACUAUGGCUGUCUUUACUACGAUGAUUUUAUGUAUAAUUCUUGCGUCAACGGGGAGAGACUCUAUGCAAUAUGUAUGUUUUAACAUGCUUUGCUAAACAAAGCAGUGGCCAGAAUGGGAUAAAACGUAUUGUGGAUUACCCUAACAUGCCCUUAGAGCAAAUCUUUAACCUACUAUAGGCUUACUUCCAACGUAAGAAAAUUAUGGGGGAUAAUAAGUCGUGUUACUGAAAAUGGACUUGAUAAAAAAGAAACAGUGAUGAGGGUGGAAACAUAAUACUUUAGUAGGAAGAAAAUUUUUUUUCCUUAAAUAUCGAUCAGGAUGUGUUUUAUGUAUAUUUUUUUUAAAUUUGAUGGUCUGGAGCCUAACUAAACAUAAAAAGAUGAGUGAAAAUUCAAAUAUAGUCAACGGGGGAAAAAAUUCAAGUGAAAGGAACAUUAGUGGCUGUUUUCCAAGAGAACCAAAUAUGUAUAUUUUCCAUUUUGUCCUUCGAUUCACACAUGAUCGCUGGUGCAAGUAAAUAAAUGAAAGUGAUUAAUCCGUUAGAAUGAUUAA
Macrobrachium nipponense is the source of this 1852-nucleotide messenger RNA. RefSeq lists its product as uncharacterized. The coding region runs from base 271 to 591 and encodes 106 amino acids. The record is from RefSeq and is a predicted model, not a curated record. The transcript is spliced from 4 exons. NCBI's taxonomy places the organism in Eukaryota, Metazoa, Arthropoda, Malacostraca, Decapoda, Palaemonidae.